ACUUCCGCUUUUCCGGGAAUCGCUUUGCUUCGCCGUUGUCGCAUUAAUCACCUUCAGCAAUGGCUCAAAGUAAAAGCUUUUUCGAUGAUGUUAAAAAGGAGUUAGAAUGCUCCGUGUGCCAGGAGCUGUUCAGUGAAGUCAACGAGCCAAAAAUUCUAAAAUGUCUCCACACUUUCUGUAAGAAUUGUCUGGAAGCUUGGCUGAGGAGGCAGCGUGAAGGACAGCUAAGUUGUCCGACAUGUCGUCAAAUCACCGAGUGCCCUAGCAGCAACAUUAACAGCCUCCCAUCCAACCUUUUCUACAAACAGAUGGUGGAGAUUGUAGAGGCCUAUAGUGGUACAGGACAAGAAGAUGAUUCACUGCAUUGUGGGAACUGUGUGGAGAAAAAGCCUCUGCAGUUUUAUUGCUUUGAUUGUAACACCUUCUUGUGUGAGAAAUGCGCUGGCGCCCACAGCAAAUCGAAGUUGUUUAAAGGCCACCAUGUCAAGGAAAUUGGUAAAUUUGAGUCAAGCGAUGUGCAAGAUUACGCCCGAAAAUCCAGCGUAUGCAAGAAACACAACGAUGAGCUAAGAUUUUACUGUGAAAACUGCAACGUUUGCAUUUGUCGUGAUUGCGCCAUACUGGAGCACCGUGACGAUAGAAAACACAACAUAGUUUCACUUGAGCAAGGAUUUGAAAACAAGAAAUCCGACAUAACAAGUAAAAUGAAAGACAUUGCAGCAAUUGCAAGUCGUUUAAGGGACCAAAAACAAACGUUGGAUAAGAAAAGAGCAAGGGUGCUUGGAAGCAUUGAUAAAGCGACGAGUGAAAUUCACCGAGUCGCGGAACAAUGGAUCAGCUUCAUUCGCCAAAAUGAGGCAGCCAUGACCAAUAAGUUGCUCGAGCAGAAAAAUUCUUUUCAAGGUACAUUUUCUGCCCAGAUGUCCAGCUUAGACGAGAAAGUCAUUGAGAUAGACAACAGCUUGGUAUUUAGCAGCGACGUUCUCGCUCGAGAAAAUCUACCAGAGAUUUUGAACGUGGAAGAAAUACUAGAUCAAAGGUUUCAAGAACUUUCUUCGGAAUUUCUCGUCAGUCUGAAUUUUUCAUGCGUUAAGUACGUUUCAAAUGAUGCAUCACUGUCAAUUAUGAACGACGCGCUUGGAAAGUUAAUCUUCACGAAAACCGACCCUAUGCUCACAACAGCAAAUGGCAAGGGACUUACCGAAGGUACUGAAGACAAAGUGUGCUCUUUCAAGAUAGAAACAAGGGAUUCGCGGAGACAAAUAACUUACUCUAGGGUAGACAAAGUCGGUGUUGACAUCCGAUCAGUGGAUACAGGAAACGUUAUAGCCCCCGAAAUAACAGACUCAAAAAAUGGCUGCUACGAAGUAAAGUACAAACCAAAGAUUGCAGGAAAAUUUGAAGUGUUUAUAACUGUAGACGGUGAAGCAAUCGUUGGCAGUCCUUUCCGACUUGAAGUGAAUGAAAAGAGAAGGCACUCCCAACCGUCAGGUAUUGUCAAAAGUGCUUAGUCUCAGUUGUGUAAACAGAUCGGUUAGUACACUAAAGUAACAAAGAAGGCUAACUGGUUUAACAAGUGUAAUUGGAUAUAAGAUAGAUGUCACGAGGAACACUUGCUAAAACGGAUUUAUGGCCUACAAAGACAGCUGACAAUUGAAAACUGGUUAGCUUACAAAUAAAUUAGUUCUGCCUUUGUUCUGACACGUGUAAAUGGUUAGUCCUUGUAGUCCUUGUAGUAGGACGAAAUACUGUAGGCCCAUUUCAAGGCACUUCAUUGAUCUGUCUCUCGUGGGCGGUCAAGGAACCACAAAGGAUAACGCCGACCGUAACAUUUUCUGACCAUGACCAUGCAUCCUUAGUGCAGUGUUAGUGUUAGUGUUAGUGCAAGUUUCAUGGGGUGUGGUGCUAUGCAGGGAGGGCAACUCGCUUGGGACUUAUAUAUAAGAUUCGUUUGUGCCCCUUCCCAUAUUAUGAUGGGUCUUGCGCAUCAUAAAGCUGGGAAAAUAUAAUUGAUGAUUAACCGAAUCUUAUUCAGGAGCGCGACAGACUAAUUAUGAACAGUGUAGAUUCGGCAAUUCGGGUCAAACCAGACAAACCUUGUUAUAGCAUGUUAGCUCAUUUUCUUUUUGUUUCAGGGAAUAAAGUAUCAUUCUUUUUCGACUUCAUUUUAUCUUAACAUUUUAUGAAGGGUGUGUAAACAGAAGAAUAAAAAAAUAAGAAAGAAGUCUGAAAAAAAAAAAGAAAACAAGAAUAAGUAACAUAAACCAAGGGGAGAAAAUGGCGGGUAAUUUUGAUUUUUAAUUUAAUUUUAGGAUAUUUACAGACGCAACACUUAGUUCACGUACUGGACAACGAAGUGAAGUUAUCCUUGUAUCAGGGAGAUAUCACUGAUGAGCGGGUUGACGCCAUCGUCAAUGCAGCCAAUGAAUGGCUUCGGCACGGCGGUGGAGUGGCUGCUGCAAUAGUGAGCAAAGGGGGACGUCAGAUACAAGUCGAGUCUACGUGGAUAGUACAGAAGUAUGGGCCACUUGAUGUUGGCAGGGCUACUUAUACAUGUGCCGGCAAUCUUCCCUGUCGCUAUGUGAUUCACACAGUUGGUCCAGAGUGGAGGAAACAUGGGAAAGAGAACUGCAAGCAUUUUCUUCACAGAGCUUGUCUGGAAAGCCUUCAUAUUGCAGCAGUGGAUUUAGAACUUUCUUCCAUAGCUCUUACAGCAAUCAGUUCUGGUAUUUUUGGCAUGCCGAAAGAAAUUUGUGCUCAAAUUAUGGUAAGUGCAGUGGAAGCAUUUAGUUCAAGUGAAGACGCCAAAUUCAGUACCCUGCGUGACGUGCGCAUCGUCAUCAUUGAUGAGCCGACGUUAAGCGUCUUUCAAAAAGAGUUUGUUACCCGCUAUCUUUCCCAAGAAUCAUCGCCAAAAACAAUGACUACCCGAGAAAGUCUGUCCGAUGAGCAUAGAGUAACUCCUCCUACCCCACAUUCACCAGUUGAUGAGCCAGAAGAUUCAUCUCCUUUGACGGAUGAAACUGGCAGGGCAGCGAUGACAACUCUCUCCAAGGGCAACGAGAAGAGAACAUAAAUGGUAGCUCACCGCCAAACAACUUACACAGGGAGGGGAUGAAAACUCUCCCUGAGGACAACCAGAAGAGAAUAUAGAUGGUAGCUUACCACCAAAAAACUUACCGAAUAAUAAGAACAGCCCUAAAGUUACUAUGUCUUGUAGUAUAAAGCAAAGGUCCAUUCCCCACCAAGCUACUGAUAAUCUCAAAAACAAUAAUGUGUCACAGCGCGUCAAUGAAUCAUCUAUUAUUGGAAACGACUGUGGGAAAAGGACGAUGUCUCGGCAGUUGAUAAGCAAAAUGACUCAUUUCUUUUGACAAGAAGAGUCCAAUCGAAUAAUAAAACGAUACGAAACACUUAAUGUCGGCGAAGCCGUUUACACUAGUGGCGGUAGUCUUUCCUGUCGCUAUGUGAUUCAUACCGUUGGUCCAGAGUGGUACAAUCAUAGAAAAGAUAUGAGCAGAUUCCAUCUCCGACAAGUUUGUUUUCAUACCCUUUCUCUUGCAGUGAAAUUAAACCUUUACUUCCAUUGCCCUCCCGGCCAUCAGCUCUGGUAUUUUCGGCAUGCCAAAAGACACUUGUGCUGAAGUUAUGUUUUUGACAAUAAAAGAAUUCAGUUCGAGGUAAGACGCCAAGUUUAGUACCCUUCGUGACGUGCGCACCGUCAUCGUUGAUGAACCAACAUUAAGCGUCUUUCAGGAAGAGUUUGUGAAACGCUAUGCUCCACAAGAGGAAUCGCCAGAAACAAUGACCACCAUGGGACGUUCCUCCGUCGUUCAAGAGACAACUCCUUCGAUCCCAAACUCAGAACGUAAUGUGUAUCGGUCCAAAAAGAAUUAGUGACUUACGAAAACACUCUAGAGGCCCAAACAUGCCUGUGUCUUGACUAACUACUCAUUUUUUCGGUG
Molecule: messenger RNA, 3965 nt
Organism: Porites lobata
Lineage: Eukaryota; Metazoa; Cnidaria; Anthozoa; Scleractinia; Poritidae
Source: the annotation of a GenBank genome assembly